Messenger RNA from Porites evermanni, 13690 nucleotides. The record is from the annotation of a GenBank genome assembly. Lineage: Eukaryota; Metazoa; Cnidaria; Anthozoa; Scleractinia; Poritidae.
AUGUCCUAUGAACCGCCAAUUCUUUCAAGAAAACUCGGCUACGGCGAUGCAAAGGCUCCCGAAAGUGUAACUAAAUCACAUUCACGUCUAAGUCAAGGAGAGAAGCCAGGCAUGUAUAAUGCAUAUUUGCAGUUCGUAAACAGUCUAAAACCUGAGAUUUCAAGAAUCCAUCGAGUAAUUCUCGAAGGUUUUAUACUAAAGUUUUUUCUUCAUGUUGUUAGUGAAUGGUUUAUCGAGAUCAUUGCAUCAACAAAGUGGCCAAGUUCAGCGACAAGAUUUCAAACUUCUCAUAGAUCCCGCCUUGAAGAAAGGACAUGUUAAAAUCUACAGAUACAACGGUGUUUUUGAAGGGGUAAGGCAGUAAUCUUUGGAUGAAACAAGACAAAUUUUCCGCCGAAAUGUUACUAAAACUUUUUUAAACUUGUCAAUUGUACGUGUACGUUUCCUUUCCAGCAACCACCGGUUGUCCCAAAGGACCCGCGUUCCAGGCGAACGAGGAUAUGGAGUCUUAACAAAGCAGACUUACCAGUUCCUAACUUUAAGGUUUGUAUUUCUUAUUUCGAUUUAAUUUAAAAACCAACAACAACGCGUUGAUUGUUUUAAAAUGCAAUUGCAAUCGAAUUAUUAUUAAACACUCGAAUUGUAGAUUUAUAAUCAUGUACAUUUCUCAGCCAAUUAAGGGGGAUUUCCAGCAUAUAAUCUAACUUUUGUUUGGUGAUUCCCUCUGUCACAGGUCGACAAGUGGUAUGUAGGAAUUCCUCCACAACGCGAAGUUCAUUUCUCGGGAUUGAACGACAAUGUGGACAAGAAAUUUCUUGAAGAAAUGUGCGAACGUUAUGGGCGAAUCGAUGCCAUCAAAAUUUACUACGACCCCCAAACAAAAAAGCAUACUGGAAAGGGACGAGUGACUUAUGCUACCACUGCGGCUGCUAAAUUGGCAGUUUCAAAACUCGAUCACACUUCUGUCAUGGGAAACAUAAUAAAAGCAUACAUCGAAACCAACGCCAAAGGUGAGUAACUAAAUAUACUUAGUUUAUCGUAAAUCAAUAAACGGGAUAGAUUUUUACAAAAAUUCUUCUAGACGGUCGACUUUAUUAUGUUUUAUUUAGCACAUGGUAUGGCACGUUGACAGUCUAUAUUUGACGUUCCCGCUUGUUGUUUAUUAAUUAACAACUUCACGUUUUUACCAAUCAAAACCAUUUAUUAUCUUCUCAGAUUUCGUUUUGUGUUAUACAUGUCAACAAAAUGUUUUUCCAAAGGAGAGAUCUAGCAAACUGAGUUUUGGGGAGGUUUGUGUUUGUUGUGGUAAAAUGUUAUUGUGAGUUAUUGAUUUUCUUCUGUUUGAUGCCCAGUGUCACGCAUGAUUGUAAAGCAAAACAUGAAAUUGAACCACAGCCUGUAAAAUGUUUUCCCAUCAUUACAGUGAAACCAAGAUUGUGUCAGAAAACGUUUUGUAGGUGAAUGAAUGAGAAAAGAUAAAUGUUAGACAAACAAAGGUUGACAAACUUGAUUUUCUGUGUGAAGCCAGUUAAAUUUUUUGGCUCAUUUCUGAAACACACUUAACUUAUGACCAAAAGGUAAAUUUAUUUUACAUUCUCAUAAACUUACAUUUUAAGUUUUUAAUAAUUUAUAUCAUUAUCAGUAUUGUUUUUAUUAGAGAACUCAGAUUUUUCCUAUUCAUUGUUAAUGUAUGUGACUGUUACUGAAAGUGAAACAAAUUUCUUGUAUAAUUUGUAACAGUUCUUUAGAAAUUAAAGGUGAUUUAUAAAUUUGUCAAAUUUUUCUUUUCUCAUGAAUUUAAUUCAAUGUCUGAAGUAAUUUUUGAUUUAAUGAGUAGAGAAGUAUGGAGUACGUUACUUAUCUUGUUACAGUUCCUUGUUUGACUUUACGUAAGCUCAUUCACUUUAGUGCCGUAGUAAAGUCAAGCCUCCAUUAAGCGACCACAUAUUAAGCUGUCACCCACUAUUAUCUAGCCAGUAAUCAAAGUCCUGAAAUAAUUGUAGAAAAGAAUUGCGAAUUAAACCCCUAUUAAUUAAGCAGACUCCUGUAUCAAGUGUGGGCAUCCCAACGAGAGUUCUCCUUUUAUUGUCACAGCCAGCAAAUCAAAAGCAGCCACCAAAAGCUUGAAACACAUAGUUUGGCUUUAUUUUAAAAAUAUGAUAAGGAAAAAAUUAUGAAGUCCUAGAUAGAAUAAUGGUUGAUUUUGGACCAGUAAUGUCACUCUCUCAUGUUUGUUUCAAGAUAAAGUGAUGUUUCUGCCAAAAAAAUAGGUAAAUUGAUGACAAACCUCUAUUGAGCAGCCAACCUCUAUUAAGAACAUUAUUGUGUUUGUCAGAACACAUCCUAAUCUUGGUUUUCCUGUGAUACAAAGCCACAAAUUUUUAAGAUAUGGGGGGCGACUGCUGAUCAGCUGCCCCCACUGAUUUUAUCAUGGGCAUCUCAGCCGGGAAACUGGACUCCUUUGGACUCAAUUUGGUAUCCACAAGUGACGAAUGCAGGUCCUUAAUCAAUGAUUACCUCUAGCAGUGUGAUGAUUGAAUUUUUUAUGACCAUUUUAUUUUAGAUAUCCCUUAUAAUUUCUUUUAAUUCUUGAUAUUUAGCACAUGAAGUUCAUGGCAAAACUCGUGGUUUAGAGUCUUCCACAACAAGGCGGAACUCAGGCCAUGAGAUGCCCCCCUCUGUCUUGCCAUCAAGCCAGUUACCCACACCAUCCCCUUCAAUCAUGUCACAGUCAUCGUCAACAGAUAGCUCAGUGUUAUCGCCUUCACUGUUGCUAAUGAAAAGUCCUGCCUCAUCAGUUUGCCUACCGGCUGACAUAUGGGGAACAUCAUUGAGUGGCCCAUGGGAUAAGUCUGCUGUUAGUAACGUCAACAAGCUGUCUCAGAGUGUUCCUGCCUACAUGUCCCCUCAAAGUGUGUCAUCUGGACAAUCAACAUUUGAGCCUGUUUCGCCUCCACAUAGCUUCCUGAAGAACAAUGAACCUCCACCACCACCCCCACCGACGUCCAAACCACCAUUACCACCAGCCAACAAGGAGCCCCCACCUCCACCCCCUAAAGAUAUUCCUGCUCCACCAUCAUCUUGUUUCAAGUAUGAAGACAUCUCUCCUGACCCUGUCUUCUCUCCUGGAGAGGAAGACAAGUCAGGGUUAGCUAAGAAAGGAAAGGAGGAAUUGAACACAAGAAUCACUAAGAAUAUUGACUCUCGCAGCAGGAGUUCUGUGCACAGUUCCUCCCCUCCUAGAAAAGCCCGCUCCCCCCGCAUUGACAGAAGUGAAAGUUAUUCAAAAUGGGCAGGAAAGAAACAAGUUGAGCGGGAAGAGAAGUAUCGUGAUAAAUACAGGGAGUCUGAUCGCGGUUGUGAGAGAGAUCGCAGUUUUAAGGACAAUCAAAGGCUUGAAAGACAUGGUGACUACAGACAUAAAAGAGAUGGGUACUUUGAUAGAAGGGAUGAUUACAGACAGUCCGAUUAUGACAGGAACAGAUCUGGUCGCUGGGAAAAAGAUGACACUAAAUACAGGAGAGAUAGGUACAGUACCAGUCCCAGAAGGUCAGAUGAGUACAGAAGGUCUGAUGUUAAAGAUCUGCGAAAUAGAGAUCCAAGGCUACGAGAUAAAGAUAGUGAAAGCAGUAGAGGAAGAGAGUUGCAUGGUGAUAAUGAAAGAGAUAAAGAAGAACGCGGUGAAGAUGGGUACACAAGGGAUCCACGCUUAAAAGGACGGAAUCUAGAUCUCUCAGAAACUCACAAACAUGGCAACAAAAUAAAGGAGAAGGAAGUUAAAAGAGGGAGUUUAGAAACAAAAGAUGGUGUUAACAAAUCUCAAAGAGAUCUGGAAAAUAUAAGUGACAAUUCAGAUAGUUUCGUGGAAAAAGAUUUCUCAAAACUGCAGGAUCCCCGGUUGCGUGAAAAAGAUGAUGAGCCAAAGGGCAUUUAUUACAGUCAUCAGACUUCAACUCUUAAAAGUAAGAGCACAAUUGAGCAGCAAGAAGAAAAUCAUGAAGCAAAGGAUAAAGAUCAAGAGUGUGUAUUAGAGUCAGUAGAAACAGAGUCUACAUCAAAACCUGUUAGCGCAGAAGAGAUAAUUUCUUCUGUUGUCGCUGGUACUCCAUUGAAUGAAACAACAGGGGGAAGUGGAUAUUCAGAGGAUGCUUACAUUCUUGGGGUGGAGACUUGUUCGGAUGAAGAGGAGCCUUUGCCUCCAGGUGAUGAACGGGAUGUUGCUCAUGAGGUGCAGCUGGAUAUUGCAAGAAAUAAAAUCAAAGCUGCACAGAAUGCAGUGAAAAAACGCAAGCUUUCAGAGACUGCAUUUCAGGAUGAAAAGAAGAACGGUGGAUCUAAAUCUAAGAAGAUCCAAAUUGUUCUAAAAAGCGUCCAGCUUAAUUCAGUGGAAAAUGAGCAGACUGCUUCAUCAAAUGUAGAUGAUUCCACAAAGGAUGCAGAAUCUACAGGUGGCUGGAGCUCUGUUUCACCUGAUGUUGCCGCAGAUGUGUCUGUUUCAUCAGAAGCUGAGGACAGCUCAUCAAGAUUAAACCUUCCACUUACUGAGGAUAUUUCUCCCUGCAAUUCACCAACUAUUGAGACAACAACCCACACUGAAUGUGAAACCUCAGCAACUUCUCAAGACCCAGCUCCCAUUGAGCUGUAUUCUGACAUUGAAGCAAAUGAAGAUGAAAACUGUGUUGGUGAUGUGAACAAUGAUGAUAAUGAUGAUGCCAUGUCGCUAUCGUCAAUCAGCUCAAAUGAAGACACUUUAGAAGUGACUGAACUUGACAGCAAACCUUCUGAAAGUUCAAAGGGAAUCUCUGUACCACCUCCAAAUGUUGUGUUCCCACCAUAUCCACCACCAAUUUUCAAUCCCAAUAUUCCACCCCCUCCAUUCUUUAACCCACGGGUACCUCCUCCACCCAUUACAGUCCCUCCUCCACCCCUCCCAACACACCCUGUAGUACCUCCGCCAACUAUUUGUCCAACCUUAUCUGCAAGGCCCAUUAUUCCCCCAUCAGUACCUCCCCCAGGGGGCCCACCCAUACCAAUUCCCCCUCCUUCUAUCCCUCCAUCUUUCAGUGGUGCAUCGGGAUUUUACAACCCAAGGGCUGUACCUCAGUUCUCCAGUAGUGGUUAUGCAAAUAGUGGAAGCUAUGGCUACCAGAAACAAGAACAGAAGAAGCAUUGGUCAUCUGUGAUCAUUGACGAGGUUUAUAGGAACAUUUGUGGUGAGCUGGAAACUGUUGUCAAGCGAGACAUCUUUAAGAAACUUGUUCAGGCUUCGGCAUUCAAAGCUUUGGAAUCUUGGUGGGAUAACCAAUCCAAACCUAAGGUGAGAUGACUAAGUUUUAUAAUAUAUUGAAAUUAAAUUAUUCUUCCAAGCCUUACAUGUACUUGAGUUAUCACAAAGUAUUUCCUUGGAAAAGUGUCACAUUUUAUUAGACCCAAACUGUGGAAACAUGUUUUUUACACACGAUUAAUUAGUCUUUUUUCCGUUUAAUUUAUUUUCGAGUAAAUACUGUAUUCAAGUUAUUUGGUAGUUCAAUUUUAUUUCUUUUCAAGUCACAGCAUGCAAAGAAAGUAGUGUCUGAUAGCCCCGGGCUAGUGAAUUUUGCUCUUAGCUUGCCUGAUGGGCAGUGAAUUUUUUUAAGAAUUCAAAUUACAGAAGAACUGUGUAAUCAAACGUGCUCCUCAAAAAGCUUUUGGGGCUAGUUAAAGUGAUGUUUGGGCUAGUACAUGCUAGCUACAGCUAGCCCAAAUGGUAAGCUGUAAAACUGACGUUCUUUUCACCCUGUGUCAUCCUGUUUUUAGUUUAUAGUAAAUCUCUAGUAGUAGUUCUUUUGUUAUUUGGCCACUCUAACAGCAAAAGAUUUCUCCUACCAUCUCAUUAUUAUUACUUUAUUUUAACCCCACAGACUACACCAAUGUCGACUACAAGUUCUUCCAGGAGCGUUUCCAUGGGUACACACCCAACGUCCACCGUUGGCCUGCCAUCCAACUCUGGUACUGACCCAUCUGCAAUUGGACCCAGUCCUUUUGACAGAUCUCACAGCAUGCUACUUGGGUUACGUGCAUCACUUCCAAAACUACCAUCUUUCAAAGUGAAACGACCACCACAGCCUCCCAAAACUGAGCAGCAGAGUUUCUCUUCUCGAAAACGCAGCAACACAGAAUCAUCAGACUUGGAAAGGGAUCCCAAGAAACAGAUGGUAGAAGGAACUGACCUUGGAAUUGAGACAGACUUGGAGAGCAGCUCUUCCUCAAACAAGGCUCCACGUGCUUUUAGCAGGAUGGAAGGAGAGCGUAGUCACUCACCAUGGCAGCAACUUGAUGAAAGUAUGGAUGCAGCUCCUCGAGCUACAAUAGUGCGGAGUACUGAAGGUAAAAUUGAUGAAUCACUGAUAGUUGCUUUGGAGUUUGUUUAGGAAAAACCAGAAAAAAUUUAAACAAAGACCCUUCUUCUUUUUUGCUGUUUAAGCAUACUGGUAUGCACUUGCUUUAUGCAGCAAAAAUAGGGUCACUGUCACUUCUAAAAUUCAAGAAAGUAAGAAAAUUCAUGAUAGUUUUUAUUAUUUUUUUAUUACCAGGGAGACUGUAAUCAUGCAAACUUCUUUUGAGUUUUUUUUGCCACAAUGAUCAGGCACUUCUAAAACACUCAGUAGUCAGUUUAUUACAAUGGGUUUUGGUUUUUUUUUUUGCAUUUCUAAACCAUGAGUGUGAUUUGUUUUGUCGACAGGCGAAGAACGGCGGCCCAGUACAGGCUCAUCCCUUUACCACAAGGUAUAUUCAAGCAGUAGCAGUGAAUCAGGGAGCGAUGGAAGUGAUUCGGAAGAGGAGGAGGAAGAGGAGGAAGGAGAGAGCGAAGAAGGAAGCGAAGAAGAAAGUGAAAGCAGUGAAUCUGAGGAGGAAAGCGCUUCUGAAAGUGAGGAGGAGGAUGUACCCAGUGAGAGUAAAGAAGAUGCUGAAUUGGCAAACACUGAAAUGGAAAUUAAAGAGGAUAUUGAAAGAAAUCAGGAGAUCACCCCAAUGGUCAUGGAAUCAGAACAAGGUACAGCGAAUUUUCAUAUAUCAUAUGAUCAACUUGAUUAACACGGGAACAAUAUUAUGUAACAGGGUUCACAUUAAGUGCCAGCAAGCCGCUAAAAAAACCCAGCUACUUCAACUUUUGAGUGUCCUACUCUUUGGGAUAAAAAGGUAAGGUGAGAGAGCAAGUGCCUGAAAUUGACUUCAGCAAUCGACUACCAAGCUGUCUACUUUUAUAUCCCAGCUGUCUUCUUUAAACUUAAUAAGAACCCUGUAAUCAUACUUUGCUUUGCUUAUAGUUGUAGGAGUGCUCAAUGCAUGUAAAUGCAGCUUUAAAUACAAAUUUGAAGAUAAAAGAUUAUAAAAGAGAGUUGCAUAAGAGUUGUUUGCUGAAAUGAGUGCUUUCAUUACUGGCAAUUUCAAUGCAAGCACUGAUUGUAGAAUGAACUAGACAAAGACAUAAAACAUUUAUACCACUCAAGGUAUAGCCAUGUGCAGUAUGAAGAAAUUCAAGGGCAUUUUAUAACUGGGAAGUGCUUCCCAGCUUUAAAAGACAUUGCUACUCAAGACACCAACUUCUCAACAUGAAACUGAAUGCUUCAGAUGACAUUUNGAGUUGCAUAAGAGUUGUUUGCUGAAAUGAGUGCUUUCAUUACUGGCAAUUUCAAUGCAAGCACUGAUUGUAGAAUGAACUAGACAAAGACAUAAAACAUUUAUACCACUCAAGGUAUAGCCAUGUGCAGUAUGAAGAAAUUCAAGGGCAUUUUAUAACUGGGAAGUGCUUCCCAGCUUUAAAAGACAUUGCUACUCAAGACACCAACUUCUCAACAUGAAACUGAAUGCUUCAGAUGACAUUUCCCUGCAACUGGCUAUGUGCCUUAGGACAAUGGAUUUAUUCAAAACUGAUAAACCUUCUUUGGUUUUUCGUUCUGCCUGGGAAAAAUAAUGUUAAUUUGGUGCAUAUUUUGUUGAACUGGAAUUUGAAUGAUAAUAUUUUAAAACCAAAACCUUCAAAGUAUCUCAGUUUGACUUGUGUCAUGCCAUAGACAGCAAUCAGUCUCUAACCCUUUCGAUUUUUAAACUGACAGCACUGAAUCUCAAGGAAAUAACAACAACAAUCUUUUAUUGACUCACACACAGAAUUAUUACAAGAAAAAUGUUAUAUACAUAACAAAUUUACAGUGGGAUAACUAAAAAUGGUAAUUAAAAGUUACUUGCCCAGCAAAAAAAAUUACUUGUCCUGGACUGGCGGACAGGACUUUUUUUGAGCCCUAAAACAGUAUGAGGUCAAUUUAGAGUGUAUAGUGAUUAACGCAAUUUUGUUCUUACAGAUUCUUUACCAAAGUCAUUUACUCCAGUGUCAGUACAAGAUUUGCCCAGUUCCAAAUGGAAUGAAAGUGUGUUUUCUAGUAAUAAGGAACUUGAGAGGACAGUUGAAACCAAAACUGUGUCACAGACGACUAAUUGUAAAGUGGAACAAGUUGCACAUAUGGAGCCAUUUCAUUCUUUCCAUAUUGCUAACAUUGUUCCUGAUUUGUUUAAAAACCAUGAUGAUUCUUCUGAUAGAGCUGAACUUACUGAAGACGAGAGUGAUUCGACUCAAAAUGAAACAGAAAUAGUGCACAAAAGUGAUGAAACUAGGACUGGAAUGGAUCUCCAAGGUCUUAAUCAGUACGGUGGUCAUGGUGAGAGCAAUCACAGCUCCUCAGUGAUAAAAGUGGAAGAACCUUUAGAGAAAAAAGACAUUAAAUCUCCUUUGCGUCCUCCUGAGUUUGGUUCCCAGGAUAAAGAGAACAUUCAACCUUCCUCUCUUAAGUUUAUGCCAGAAGAAAAGUCAGUGGAGAAAAUGGACCAAGAUGAUGACGUUUUUGAAGAUCGAAGGCCCCUCUUGUCGCCUAACAAGCCUUUAGCAGUGUCACUUGUAGAACUGGAUCAUUCAUAUGGCCUGACUAUUCCAGAACCCAUGUUAGCACAGGAGGAAGAAACUAAAUCUUUUGAUGAGCCACUCCACCCUGGUAACAGAGACUUGACUGAGUCACCCCUCCCUGGGCAAAGAGAGUUGGCUGAAUAUCCUGUAGUUGAUAUAGUGACUGUUGACUCUGUACAGCCCAGGCGCCCUGUUCCUGACCUCAGUCUUCCUAAGCCCCAGUUUCCUGUACGGUCAUUUGAGGCUGAUGAUGAACUGGCCUAUGAGUUUCUUAGGUUGGGUAUUGAUGCCGAGGAUUGUCAUUACAUGAAAGUUGGCUUUGAGCAGCUUCAGCAAGUUGGGUCUCAGUCAGUUUUGGAUGCCCACUGGAGCAGUCAUCCUGAUAUCCUUUUCAUACAAUCAUUUAGACACAUUUAUGACCUGCACUAAGUACCUGUCAGAGAGUGAUGUCUGAUGAUGAUGUCUAAACAGACUCAAAUAAAGGGCGUAAAGAAAGGCAGGGACCAACUCUAGAUGUCUGUCUUACAGCGGUGUCCGUUAAGAAAGAGUUGACUGUAGUAUGUCUUACAGUCAACUCUCCCUAAGAUGGAUGCCUUUGGGACGAGUAUAAAGUAACUUUUUAAGAGUGAUGUGCAUCCUUUAGAGACUUAAUACUGGUCCCAAAGGCAUCCAUCUUAGAGAGAGUUGAUUCUAAGACAUAAUACAGUCAACUCUCUCAUAACAGACACCUCUUUGAGACGGACACCUAGAGUUGGUCCCUGCCUUUCUUUACUUCCUUUAUUUAAGUAACUGUCUAAGAGUGAUGUGCAUCCUAUAGAGACUUAAUACUGGUCCCAAAGGCAUCCAUCUUAGAGAGAGUUGAUUCUAAGACAUAAUACAGUCAACUCUCUCAUAACAGACACCUCUUUGAGACGGACACCUAGAGUUGGUCCCUGCCUUUCUUUACUUCCUUUAUUUAAGUAACUGUCUAAGAGUGAUGUGCAUCCUAUAGAGACUUAAUACUGGUCCCAAAGGCAUCCAUCUUAGAGAGAGUUGAUUCUAAGACAUAAUACAGUCAACUCUCUCAUAACAGACACCUCUUUGAGACGGACAUCUAGAGUUGGUCCCUGCCUUUCUUUACUUCCUUUAUUUAAGUAACUGUCUAAGAGUGAUGUGCAUCCUAUAGAGACUUAAUACUGGUCCCAAAGGCAUCCAUCUUAGAGAGAGUUGAUUCUAAGACAUAAUGCAGUCAACUCUCUCAUAACAGACACCUCUUUGAGACGGACACCUAGAGUUGGUCCUGGCCUUUCUUUACUCCCUUUAGUUAAGUAACUGUCUAAGAGUGAUGUGGAUCCUAUAGAGACUUAAUACUGGUCCCAAAGGCGUCCAUCUUAGAGAGAGUUGAUUCUAAGACGUAAUACAGUAAACUCUCCCUUAACAGACACCUCUGUAAGACGGACACCUUGAGUUGGUCCUUGCCUUUCUUUACUCCCUUUAAGUAAGUUUUUAAUAGUGAUGUGCAUCCUAUAGAAACUCAAAUAAAGGGAGUAAAGAAAGGCAGGGACCAACUCAAGGUGUCCAUCUUACCAAGGUGUCCAUCUUAUAGCGGUGUCCGUUAAGAGAGAGUCGACUGUAUAUAAGAUGAUUAAAGCCAUAGUUGCCCAUCUAACCUUGGACAUCUAAUUCACACCUGUCAUCAUCUUCUUACUUGUAACUAAGUCAUUCCAAGCCAUUUAGGCAAUAUAACGUGAGCAAGUUUAAGACUGAUCUCCAUACAUUUUCUUAAAAAAUGUGUUGCGAGAAUUUGUUUGAAGAUCAAAGCAUUUUCUCUUUGGUGAUCACUUUGUUAAUAUUCAUAACCUAAUCUCUUGAUUGUGGUGUGAAAUUGUUAGGAGAAAACCGAUGUCGGUCACCUUUAGGAUUUCCAAGGGUUAAAUACUGUGGAUUAUUGUCUUUAACUAUUAUCACUAACGGCCCAACCUGCGCCAAAGUCACGACGUAAACAAAAAACAGAGCAGGGUGUGCGUGUACAUCUAACAGGAUGUGCCCGUUCUGAAGGAUUUUACAAAAUUGACAUCAAGGAAAAAGCCAAGUACCUGCAAGCUCAGCGGCGACAGCUUCAGUGCCAGGCCAACAUUACUGAGAAAGAACAGGUACAAUGUAGUCUGCUAUACAGCCGUUUUUAGUGUCGUCACGCAACGUUCCUCCCCGUGACGACACUAAAAACGGCUGUGUAGCAGAGCUACGUCACGAAAUCUAUCAAAAUUUAAACAGUAGGAACUGUCGUAAAACUGAGUGAAACAUGAAAAUAAGCGCUCAAAACGUUAAACAUAGGGGCUUAUAACACAGCAAAUACAACAGAAAGCACGAAUGGACAGUAAUAGAGAAGAUUAAAUCAGAUUGCAAUUUGGUGACUUGAAACCUUUUUAGCCUAACAGUUUGUAAGGUUUGAUGUAAUGUUUUGGAGACCUAUUUGUUUGACACGAAAGUGUAAUUUUUACUUUACAAGUAAUUUUCUCGUCAACGUCACUGAGUUACAUAGCGAAAAAGGGCGCGUAAUUGGCAAUGUUAACCCUUUGAACCCUAAGAUCAAAAUUUGAAUUCUCAUUUGUCGCCCCUAUUCAUUCCUACAGAAGUAGUAGGGAGGAGGGAGAGGUUUCUAGUUUUCUAGACUCUUCGCGCCUUGAGAAACCGAUUUUGAGAAAGAAACCCGAAUGUUUAGCUGUCUAAAGUCCAUUGCUUACAUGUACAAUGUUUAAUUUCAGAAAACGGAUGGUAACAAGGCCAAGCAGCAAUCUCGAGAGCACAGAGCAAUUCAAAGAAGACUUCAGUCAGCUGUGUGUAACGAGGAAUUUGGCGACUUACUCAAAUUCAAUCAGCUAAGGGUGAGAAGUGUUUUCCUUUACACAUACAAUGCCAGUAGUCUUGAUUUAGGUUUUGAUUCCACGGGACACACUUGGAACGAAUAGAUUCGUGUUGCUGUUAAAACGUUGUUUGAAAUUACCGGUAUUCUAGUUUAUUAACUAUGUGGCCUAUUAACCAUUCGACAACAAUUUUUCAUGGUCUUUACCAUAGAAUUGACGUCAAAAUGUUUACAAAUCUGGCGAGUGCUUUCACGUCAUUUUUAUGGUCGAUAAGAGUAUAGAGCAUGGAAAAGUGUUGCAUAUUUGUUUUUUGCAAUGACAUUGACAGUUUUUGACGUCCAUUUCCGGUGAAGUUUCUUGAAAAAUUGCGUGCGAGAGAAAGUUAAAAAGAAUUUACGCCACGUCAUUUCCAUAGUCUAUGAGACUAUGCUCUGAUAGACCAUAGCUCUCGGCCAAUCAGCGACCGAAAAAUCCCUCUGUUUUAAUAAAAAAGAAAAAGAAUUGGAAAUCCAUCACAGACCUAGAAGGCAAAUACCCGAGUAUAGUAUAGCACCUCCCAGACAUGUAAUGCUUCAAGAUGUUUCUUCUUCUCAGUGCAUGCGUCUUGUCUUGUUAUUCUGCAGGUUCGUAAGAAACAGCUUCGAUUUGCCAAGUCAGGUAUUCACGACUGGGGAUUGUUCGCACAGGAAUCAAUAGCAGCGGAUGAAAUGGUGACCGAAUAUGUUGGAGAGAUCAUCAGACAGCCUAUAGCGGAUAUCCGUGAACGGCGUUAUGAGGAAAUGGGUAUUGGUUCCAGUUACUUGUUUCGAGUGGAUCAGGACACGAUUAUCGAUGCAACUACAAAAGGAAACCUGGCGCGGUUUAUAAAUCACUGCUGUGAUGUAAGUAAUUAGAGACCUUUAGGAAGAGUUCGACUGCGAGGAGGAGUUUUAAAGGGUUUUCGUGUGUUCUCAAAAAUUAGACACCCAGGAAAGCUUCUUUGUACUUUUUUUCACCAGAAAGUUUAGCUCGGUUAUUCUCAUUGCAGAAGAUUAAGCCCUUUUCCGAUCACAAAAUGAUCAAACCUCUCACAUUUGAUCGAAAUAACUUGUUUCCGCGGCGCCCCUACGACAUUAGGCUGAUUUAGCAACAGAACGGGAACGUCAGUUGACGAUGACGAGCGCAAAUCAAACAACUGGCUUGACCAAUGGCAGAGCGGCAAAUUGAGUACCAGAAGCCAUGUUUAGUCCUUUCCGCGCGCUUUCCUUUCGUCAACUGACAUUCUCGUCCUGUUGCUUAAUCAGCCUAUUUUCGCUAACACCCGUGGUAGAAUAACGACGACUAUCACGUUUUCCCGCCAAAGUAUCGCUAGUCCACUUCCUGGUAUUGAGAAGACCUCGUCCUCGUAUUUCUUGUUCUCGUCAUCGAAUCUAAAAGUCUCUCUCCUAUUUUUUUUUUGCUCAGUUUUUCUAUCCUAUCAGUACUAAAGUUCUUCAGUUCUAUUCAAACCAAACCGUAAAGGGUAUUUCAAAAUCGCUGUAUACUAUUGUUUACUUACCCUAGCCUGAUUUAUCUGUUUAAUGCCCAGCACCUUGGGUUAAUCCAAUGUUCUCUUUUUAUUACUCUGCGAACAAGCAAAGCCAGACGAAAAGUCACGUCCGGCGCGAUAGGCAGAGUCACGCGCGAGGGAGGGACUUCCGACCCUUGCGAUUUUUCUCGCGUUUGUGAUUUAAACGUAUUCUUUUAUCUCUUUCGGCAGCCCAACUGCUAUGCCAAGAUCGUCACGUUAGAAAAUGAAAAGAAAAUAGUCAUCUACUCCAAGAGGGACAUUCAAGUGAACGAAGAAAUUACCUACGAUUAUAAAUUCCCCAUCGAGGACGAGAAAAUACCCUGUUUAUGUGGUGCGCCACAGUGUAGAGGCACUUUGAACUAA